This is a messenger RNA of Entrophospora candida, 2457 nucleotides long. Lineage: Eukaryota; Fungi; Glomeromycota; Glomeromycetes; Entrophosporales; Entrophosporaceae. The record is from the annotation of a GenBank genome assembly.
AUGACAAGUACUUAUAAUUUUUUUUGGGACCUGGCUUCUUUAGACUCGUUAAAACAUAAGAAAAGUUUUAUAAAAGUAACAGAAAUUUUAGAAAAAAAAUAUGGAUCAGAUGUUGCGUAUUCACUUGUCCGUUUAACAAGAGGAUUGGCAAGUCCACGAGCUGGUGCUAGACAUGGAUUUGCAUUAGCUUUAACUGAGCUCCUUGCAAGUUUAGAUUCUUUGGAAUACCAAGAAAUUGCAGAUGGAUCAGAUGUAAUAUAUGGUCGUAUUUUUGGCUACAUGUCAAUCAUUCGAUCAGGUUUGAUCUGGAGAAAAUAUUCAGAUAGUAAAGAUUACUUUGAAGUGAUUGAUGGGCUAAUUACUUGUUCAAAAAGUAAGCCUUACGUCAAGGAGACUUGUUAUCAUAUUAUUAUUUCUACUAUUCCACACUUAAAAAAAUCUACUAAAUUUGAGAACGAAGCUUUAGAACAUCUUUUGAUAGUCUUACAAAAUCAAUGCAUUCAUGGAAUUAACAAUCCAGAUGGUCUUAAUCUAGCACUUUCAAUAGAAAUCAAUUAUCCAGAAGUCGUAGAUAAUGAUAAAUGGAAGAAAAUUAUAUUACAUGAAUGUAAAAAAUGUGAAGGUGGGUGGUCAAAGCCUCAAAUACUUCAUAUUAAAAAUAUAGAAAAAUUAUCAACUGCUCUACAGGCAAAAUCUAUCAAAGAUCCAACGAAUAACAUUCAUCAAAAUCAAGAAAACAAAUUUCAUUCAGUUUGGGAAACUGUUUUUCAAUAUCUAAUUUCGCAAUCUCAAUCACCAUUAUUAGAGUCAAGUAAAUCCAAAUCUAUGAAUAAAUUCAUAACAUUAGAAACAUCAUCACUUUUCUCACAUAAUCUCAUGAGAUCUUUAAUUAAUAAUGUAUCUGAUCAUGAUCGUUAUUUACACGAAGCUGCUAUUCAUGCUUUGGACGUUAUUAAGAGCGUGGCAAUAGAAGAUAAGCGAAAGGCUGUAGUGAUAUUGUGUCAAUUAUUUAAAAGUACAAAUUAUAACGAUUUUGAUAAAAUAACAAAAACACAAAUAGUCAAGAAUAUUUUUAUGGAAAUGGAUGAUAAAACACUUGAGAAUUACGUUGAAUAUUUGAAAAAAUUGUUCUUACGUCCUAUUAUCAAGAAAUCCUUGAGUGGCGAAGAUGAUGAUACUAAUGUUGGUGAUAUCGGAAGAUAUCGACAAUGGUGUAUAAAUCAUCUAUACACACUUUUAAAAGAUCCAAGAGUGAAACAUUAUCAAUAUGAAAUACCUAAUCCUGAAUUGACAGAAGAGAUUCAAGAAAUUUGUCGUACGCGAUUUUAUAAUGCCUUGAGUGAAUUGAGUACUCCUCGACAAUCAAAGAAUGUGAAUCAUCAGAAAAGAAAAAGAAAAUCAUCUUUAAAUAAUAAUGAUGUUAUUAUUAUGGAUGACGAUGAGAAAAAAUGGGUAAAUUAUGCUGUUUGUCUUAUGAAAAAAUUGGAUAAUAAUACUCAAGUAGAGCCCUUGAUUAUUUUAAAUGAGGAGGGUAAAUCGAUUAAAGAAUUGGUAAUUUCUCUGCUAGACAAAAUUACUCUAAAAUUGAAAAAAUUAAAAUGUGAAGAACAAACCAAAAAAAACAUUGAAGCUACUAAAAAACUUGAAGGUUUCUCAUGGUUAUUUUCAUUUGGCACAUUGACUCUAUAUAAUGAGCCAGAAAAAGAAGAUGAAGGUGAAGAUGAGAAAUCACAUAACCCUGUCGAUGUUAUAAUAGAUUUACUACUCGGAUUUCUUGCUAAACCAUCUGCAUUUUUACAUAAUAUGGCAACACAUGCUUUUAGAAUUUUUUGUGGUGAUAUUACUAAAUCAUCCUUAGAUCUAAUAUUAGACAGUGAGUCUGAUACCGAAAAUGAUGAUGAAAGCGAUGACGACCAAGAUGAGAAAAUGGAAAGGUUUGAUGAGAAAUUGUCUGAAAUUUUUAAAACAAAAAAGAAAGAACUAGCAAAGAAAAUUGAGGCAAAGGCUCAAAAACUUCACUUUAAACAUAAAAUAAUUGGAUUAUUAAAAAUUUUUGUUCAAGAACAAUCAAAAAAUCCACUUAUUUUCGAAUUGUUUGUUCCGUUAUUGGAAUUCACCAGGAAUGCCAAAACCAAUGAAAUUUCAAAAAGUGUGUACAUUUUCUUGAAAACAAGAGUUGUCGUCAUCAAAGAUGGGCCAACAGCCGAGCUUGUCGAUGAUGAUCGAUUACUUGAAAUAAUGCAACAAGUUCAAGAGAUUGCGCAUAAAUCAAAUGAAUUGAAUGAAACAUUGAAAAAAGCAAUGGAGAUUUACGAAUCGUCAUAUGAAAGAUUCAAAACAACAAAAUCAAGUUCUUUAACCAUUGGUAUGUUUUUACAAUUACCUGGUCAAUUUCCUCAAUUUCCAUGGAAUUUUACCAAAGAAAAAAAAUCAUCAUCUGCUAAAGUAAUAAAAUAA